This is a messenger RNA of Sphenostylis stenocarpa, 600 nucleotides long. NCBI's taxonomy places the organism in Eukaryota, Viridiplantae, Streptophyta, Magnoliopsida, Fabales, Fabaceae. The record is from the annotation of a GenBank genome assembly.
AUGGAAAUGCCUGCAAGAAGAUCCAACUACUCGCUCCUCAGCCAAAUUCCCGACGACCAGUUCUCCGGCGCCUCCGCACCGUCAUCCUCCGGCGACGGCAAGACCGGCCGUGCUGGAAAGUCGGACCGCGUCUUCGACUGGGACCUCGUCGCCGAUCACAGGGCGGCUCAGCAGGGGGCCAACCGGAUCGGAAACUUGUACUCCUCGAUCGGCCUUCAGAGGCAGUCUAGUGGGAGUAGCUACGGCGAGAGCUCGCUCUCCGGCGGCGGCGACUUCUACGCUCCGACGCUGUCCACGGCGGCGGCCAGUGACGUUGAGGCCUUCGGCUACCUCCACGACGAGCGGAGCAAGUUCUCCGAGGCGCCGGCGAGGAUCGCCGGUUCCUCCGGCAAGAGCUGGGCGCAGCAGACGGAGGAGAGCUACCAGCUGCAGCUCGCGCUCGCGUUGCGUCUCUCGUCGGAUGCCACGUGCGCGGAUGAUCCUAAUUUCCUCGAUCCGAUGCCAGACGAUGGGACCUUGCGGCCCUCGUCGUCGGCGGAGGCGGUUUCGCAUAGGUUUUGGGUACGUUUAUCCUCGUGCCUCUGUGUUUUCAUGGCUUGA